Molecule: messenger RNA, 661 nt
Organism: Acanthoscelides obtectus
Lineage: Eukaryota; Metazoa; Arthropoda; Insecta; Coleoptera; Chrysomelidae
Source: the annotation of a GenBank genome assembly
AGCAAGAAUCUACAAUGUAGAUGAGACAGGUCUACAAAUGAACAACAAACCAGGCUUUGUUAUUGCUCAGAGAGGUUCAAAACACGUAUCGGCAGUGACAUCAGCAGAAAAAGGCGAAACAAUCUCCGUAAUAACAUCUUGCAAUGCGGAGGGGUCAUUUAUACCACCAACGUGCAUCUUUAAGGAGCUACAGGAAUUGUGCCUUUCAAUCCGUCUGCGAUUCCAUAUUACGCUUAUCUUACUGACAAACCUCAGGGAGCUUCACCUAAUGAACCUGAAUCUCAACUUUUACCGAAUGGUGAAAUAUCUGUUGACAAUAGAAAUGAAUCUGCUCAGGAUUCAUCUAUUAUUGAAAUAUUCGAAUCGGUAGUGAAUGAUUCAGCUGGACCAUCUGAUAUGAAGACACCUGAGAAAGAAAUAGAUACCCUUGGAAAAAUACUGGACAACAUUAACCCGAUUCCUAUCCCUGAAGCAGUCUCUUCUGCGAGGAAGAGAGGUGGACAGUUGGCUUCUGUCUCGACCAGCAGCGAUAAUAUUAGAAAUAAGAAAAAGAAACUAGAAGAAAAAUUACAAGCUGAGGCGAAGAAACGGAAAAAGAAAGAAAACAAGAAAUGCAUUAAACCAGGCCCUAGCCGAGUUCAAAGUAAGUCUACAAAACGGA